Mobula hypostoma (lesser devil ray) is the source of this 6200-nucleotide messenger RNA. RefSeq names its product cilia and flagella associated protein 65 (gene cfap65). The transcript has 36 exons. Gene Ontology annotation, cellular component: sperm flagellum; cytoplasm. NCBI's taxonomy places the organism in Eukaryota, Metazoa, Chordata, Chondrichthyes, Myliobatiformes, Myliobatidae. The record is from RefSeq and is a predicted model, not a curated record. Bases 107 to 5791 code for a protein of 1894 amino acids. Gene Ontology annotation, biological process: sperm axoneme assembly.
ACGCGGGGUUGCAAGGCUCGGUGUGGCGGCGACAUAGCAGCCUGAAGAAGAGGAAUCUGACAGAAGAGGACAGUGGAGAUUGGGACAAGAAGCUGGGUUUUUAACCAUGUUGGCCUCCACGUAUUCCCUGAAGUCCAUCCCUUUUCAAGAGCUGGCCAGAACAUCAUAUAGUAAAUGGCAUAUUCCUAAUGUUACCAGUACUGAAGUCUCUGGAAGGAAGAGAACUAAAAAACGAGUCAAAUCAAAUUUUUUUGGCAUUGAGGCGUUGGAGCAAUUGGAAUGGUCGGAUUGGGACCUGGGAAUUGAAUCCACCAAACACAUAAUAUUAAAGAACAUUCAGUUUAAAACUCAGAAACUCAAAUACAGGCCCCCAUCAACUAAAUUCUUCACUACACUAUUCCCACAGCCAGUGGUCUUGAGUCCAGGAACUUCAUACUCUUUGCCAGUCACUUUCUGUGCUGUUGAGAAGCAAGAAUAUGAGGACCGGAUUGUGUUUGAGACAAACGGCGGUACGUUUUCUAUUUUGUUACGAGCUUCUCUGCCCUUCCCAGAUGUACAUUUACCUGACUUGGUGUGCCUGCCAAUGUGCGCCAUCUUUGAAACCUCCGUGACUACAUUUCACUUGCGAAACAAUAGUAAGCUCCUGACUCCGUUUCGUUUUGAAGUACAGAGUCCAUUCAUUUUAAUCCCGAAUAGUGGCACCUUGACACCGUUUGGUGACCGCAAGAUCAAGAUCGUGUUUGAGCCCCAGACCCCCAAAGUGUUUGACUUAAUUGCCACUUGCAAGUUUGGUGAAAAUGACCAUGAGAAGUAUAUGAAGCUGCAAGGUAUAGCCAAGUUUCCACACCUGUUGAUAAGUGUGCCAGGCGAAGUGAGCCAGGUGUCUGGUCAGGAUGACAUGCACAGCAUCCUACAUUUUGGACAUGUUGCUGUUGGCAGCACAGUAGAGAAGUACGUGGAGAUUCACAACUACUCAAUAGUAAACACAUUGUUCAGAGUCAUGUAUCUCCAGCAAGUGACUCCAUUUCAAUCCGAAUUCACGUGUGAGGUUACGGAGGGUACAGUACCAGCCUGCAGCAGAGUCCAGAUCCCUUUCAAGUUCAGGCCACGGACUGCCGGUUCUCUGAGUGUCGAUUACUUCGGUAUUACACGGCCAGGCAACAGCUCCAAGUCUCUGCUGAAGGUGACCGGGUCAUGCAAAGGACCAGUAGUGUCACUGUCAGACCUGAAACUGAAUUUCGGUUGUGUGUUCCUCAACGAUGCCCUGACCUACACUAUGGAAAUCAGUAACACAUCAGACGUGCCGACGUUUUACCAGUUUGAAAUUGACUGCUGCCAAAGUGUGUUUGUUAUUGAUCUACCAUGUGGCUUCUUGGGAGGGGAGUCAACGGAGACACUGAGGAUAACAUUCCGACCUCCCCAUCCCAUGAACUACUACAGAAGAGUGGCUUGUCUCAUCCAUCAUCAGGAUCCCUUGUUUUUGGAUUUAAUGGGUACCUGCCACUCAGACCAAGUAACACCGGCGAUUCUCACGUCAAAGCACCUGGAACUAUACCAUACCAACAUGAUACGUGGACUGACCUUCUACCCUCCAGACAUACUGACAAUGAUGCUACAGGAAGGCAAGUUGCGGCUUGAUGAUGAUGGUGCCCUGGUGUUGGCUGCUGAGAAAUGCUGCAAGUCCAUAGACCUGGAGAGUAAUGAGGAUUGUUCAGAGGCUCCUGCCUCAUUUCCCAACAUUCCUUCCAUCAAUGAGUACUUUGACGAUGGCAUCCAAAGCAGUGUCACCAUGUUUCCACCACAUGUGUCUGUUAACAACCCGGAGUUUCACUUUGGGAAUUGUCUGGAGCUUGACCGGGUUGUUCCUCUGCCCCUCUCCAUGACGAACAACACGAAAGGAAAGAUCACAGUUCUUUGGAUGACCCAACCAGGCAGCGCCUUUACUGUGGUGCCUCCAAUCAUCGACAUCCCGCCCUUGAAGACUAUGGCUUUCCGUAUCCAUUUUAAGCCUGAUAAAUUCAACAUGUUGUAUGCAGCUGAACUCGAAUGUUUUGCCUAUUAUAAGGUCAUGCGUGAUCAUCGUUUGGUAGAUGACAAAAUCUUUUGCCGUCCUUGGUUCCUCACAGUAAAAGUGCAAGCCAAUACGUUCCAACCAGGACAUGAGCACUUCAUUCCUAAUUUCACCCUUGACUCUCCUGAAGUGGUAUUGCCAGCAGUGUAUGAGAAAGGAACGGUCUACAGGACCCUUCUGCUCAAGAAUACAGGAGAUACACCCAUGACGUUUUUCCUUCCUUUGCCCCAUGAAUCCACUAUGAGAAUUAAACCAGCCUUUGGUUUUGUUCCCCCGAAUUCCCAUCAGAUAUUCACAUUGAAGGCAUCUCCCCAGAAGGAGAGUGUUAACAAGUACACACUGCCAUUACAGCUUAAUGGUUCUGAAAAGUACAAUCAGGAGAUCAGCAUAUUUUGCACGGUUGAAAAGCCACUCGUUACUCUGGAUGGAAAUGGGUACCUGUACUUUAAGCCGACAUGCAUAGGCACCUUAUCAGAGCGAUCCUACUUCAUUAAGAAUGUGACACGGAUGCCCCUGUAUUUUCAGUGGAAGAUAUCAGCAGCAGGUUCUAAAGUUCUGUCUGUCAGACCAACGUUUGGGAUCAUCCAGGCCAAUGAAUCUUUGGCACAAACAUGGUCUUUCUACCCUCAAGAAGAACAGAAGUAUUUUCUGAAACCCCACAUUUCUGUGUGGGGAGUGAAAGGCCCACACUGUACAGAGCAAGGAAAGAAAAUUAAUUUCACCCUCAGGGUUAUUGGUGAAGGAACAGUGGGCAUAAUCACGGCUGAGAAGGAGCAGAUAGACCUGGGAGACAUCCUGGUUGGCAAUUCUCAGUCAGGUGAACUUGUAUUGCUGAAUAAUGAACCAUGCUCCUUAAACUUUGCCCUCACUGUCAAGCAGAGCAUCACAGGACCAUGUGACCCCGAUGUUGUUGUGAAUGAUCUGAUGGCUUUUGAACUGGAAUACCAUCACGGUACAAUCCCUGGAAGGUCAAGACUUUCCUUUAGGUUUGUGGCAUGGCCUGUUCGAAGAAUUUAUUACACUUGGACAAUUAACUCCAAGAUUCUGUCUGCUAAAGAUGCUGAUACAGGUGAGGAGGAGAAGACCUUAUGUAGUGUGACGGCAAAUGGUGUGUAUCCAAUGAUAUUCAUCUCAGAUGCUCGGUGCCUGGGGAGCAUCAGUGGCAUCAGUAAACAGCAGCUUUGGCGACUCUUCUCACUUGAACUGCUCAACAAGUACCUUCAGCGGGAUCCUACUGAGGGCGAGCUCUUGUACAGGGUGCCAACCAGACACAGCACACGUCGAUGUCCCCCUGUGUCAACCCCUGUGAUGGUGGACUUCAACUUUGGAGCAGCACCUGCGUGCUCAGAUCCUUCAAUUGUCCUACUAGUGCUGGAGAAUAAAGAGAUCUUGCCUGUUGACUGGGCCUUCCUAUUUCCAGUGGACCAGCAGCUGGAUCUGGAGUACUGGACGGAGACAGGAGAAUUCAACCCCACUGAACUGCAUGAGAUGAGAAUCGAGGACAAUCGGCUUUUCACUGUGGAGCCAAAAUCUGGCUGCCUCAAUCCCGGGCAGCGAGAAACCAUUCAACUUACCUACAGACAUGAAUUUUUGGGAACUGAUCGCAUUCCUGUUCUCCUGAAGCUUUCCCAUGGUCGAGAAAUUCUGAUAAAUUUCAUUGGUAUUACAGUGCCCAAAGACCGCUGCUAUGUUCACUUUCUGGCCACUCAGCACAGGUUUGCACCUGUUUGUAUUGACACUUCCAACCCACCCAAGCAGAUUUACGAGCUGUAUAAUGGUGGUUCAGUGCGAGUGAUUUAUGACAUCCAGCUGGAUUCUCUGAAAAGCAUCCAGGAGGAGAACUAUAACCAUCCAAUCUUUCAGUGUCUGAAUCCUCGUGGAGAAAUCAAGGCAGGGAUGACUGCUAACAUUGAAUGGAUUUUCUCACCACUGGAGGCUAAAUCCUAUUCGGUGACUAUCCCUAUCCACAUCCUGAAUGGAGACUCUGCUUUGGUGACAUUCACGGGUAUUGGAUAUGACAAGCGCAUUCUGGGUGCCUGUGCUUCUUUUAAUGAUCCAUCUUCUUACUUUGGGGCCCCAGGUGUUCAACGGGCACCAGUACUUGGGCAGCUGAUGUUUUUGUCAGAAGAGCGGAUUUCUUUUGGAAAUGUUCCUGUCUUUACAAAAAGUAGCCGCAUCAUCUUCCUGUGCAACAUUUCUCAGACAGAAGACAUCACUUACAGCUGGCAUUCGACAUCAGUGCACGUUAAUGAGGUAUUGAGUAUUGUUCCUAUCUCUGGAAUGCUUCAUCCUGGGGACAGCACACAUUGCAUUGUCACACUGAGGGCACAUAAAACUCCUUGCUUCUAUGACCUGGAUCUUAUUUGUGAGGUUUAUUCUAAGCGACAAGUAACACAGUACCAGAAGGAACUCCAGGAAUGGGAAAAAGAAAAGGAUCGCCAACAAGUAGAAUUCACCAUCACGGAACAGAGCCUACAGGAAAAUGCAAACUUGACUUUCCAAAGACAGUGUUGCAGAGACCUUCAAGGAACUUCUUCUCAGAGGAUACACAAGGGUACAGAUGCUAAGAUUAUGAAGUACAAGACCCUCCCUCCAAUUAAGGAGCCCACAGAAACAUGGGAAGGUCGAAAUGUGGAAAGGCAACCGCCUGGGUUAUGGGAGAAACCCAAACCGCCUAAACCCUUCCUGCUUCACCUGGGAGUCACUGCCAGAGCUCACUCCAUGGAGGAAUUCCAAAACAAUUUCCCGUCUGAUGUUCCUAAACACUACAUCAUGAGAAACCUCAUUUCAAAGCCACUCUCAGCCAUUUCACAAAUUGGAAGCAGUAGGAGAUCUUGGGGCAAGUGGACGAAUGUCAACACUGACUCACUGAGUUCAGCUUCAAAAGAAGACCUGAGACUUACAACUGAUCUGAUCACAACAGUUCUGAGGUGUCUGUUCGAAGAUGUCUUCUUUCAACAUCUGCUGGUUGCUCAGACUGCUGAACCCAUACCAUACUUUGCACAGUUCUGGAGUGAGGAAGGUGAAGAGUUGGCCAUAAAGAAAAGCAAGAUUACAGAGGCAGAGACUUUGAGUGCUGAGGGUGAACAAGAACAGGACAAAACCCAAAAGAUGGGAGCUGAAGGAGAAUGGAGCAUGAGGGCUCCGGAGAGUCCGAAUGUCAAGCAGACCACAGGUCAGGCCUGUGUUCGGAUGGACAAGAAAUGGCUCACAGAAGAAGGACGAGAGUCACUAAAUGCCAUUCGCAUCGAAGAGCAGCUCGCACGAAGGCGGAACCUCAAAAGGCUGCCCGAGUUCUGCGACCUCUUGGAGCUGAUUCUGGAGAACACGCUGCAGAAUAUAGUGAUUGAAGCCAGUCGGGGAGAGGUGGUUCUGACAUCUCGACCCAGGGUGAUCGCCCUGCCUCCCCUGGUCUCCAGAACAUCUUUGAGUGUACAAGAGAUUUCAACAAGCAAAGAAGAACUGGAUUGCAGCUUAUCCAAUACACCAGAUGUUGAAAUUAAUGCACAGGAGAUUUCAGAGAUUCAGAUCGAACCAGACCUCGUCAGCCCCAAAGUUUCGAGCGCGCAUGAAGUAAAGAGGCCAGCAACCCUUGACGGUUUCAAAUUGCUGUCUGCAUCCUACAGUGGGAUCCAAAGCAAGAGUUGGCUGAAUCUCAAAGAAUUCAAUAAAAGUCAGACCUCACUUACCUUCAGUGCAAUCAGCAGCCAUACCAUCUGAGUCAGAUCCUUCCCCCGAGGGGUGCAUUAGGACACCACUCUGCGAUUUGUAGAAACUUUGGGUACAGCAAUAAUCUGAAUCAAUCCUGGAUUUUUAAAAUUAUUUCAUUGCAUUGAAUUUGUUUUUAUUUCGGUAUACUUGUUAAAAUUGUUUACACAAUUAAAAUUUUCACAAUGGAAAGAUUAAUUUAGCCGCUGUUUUAAAUAUCUUAGUUUGAAGUGGCACUCAUUAUAAAAGAUGAAUUUAAUAACUAGGGUUUGUUAAAUUUUCCAUUACUUGUUAUGAAUGUGGGUGCCCAAACAAUGUCUUUUAAUGUAGAAAUAAAGUAAUUAAAUGUGACCGCAUAAAUGAAUGUUUAACUCAGCUUUAUUUUUACUGUUUCUGCCUUCUACCUUAGUGACUUUUUUGU